This is a messenger RNA of Lymnaea stagnalis (great pond snail), 6325 nucleotides long. The record is from the annotation of a GenBank genome assembly. NCBI's taxonomy places the organism in Eukaryota, Metazoa, Mollusca, Gastropoda, Lymnaeidae.
AAUAUAAUUCAUAUCAAGGUGUUGCCGCAGCUAGGCCUAUGUUGAUUAGCUGCGUAGAUAAGGCAAAUACAUAUAAGCUAACGUGACCAUGGGCCGGGUAGUAGCCUAAUUAACUAAGUAUUUAGCUACGUACACAUAUGUUUUAUUUCAGUUAUUAAAAGCGUUAUAUGUUUAAGUGAUAACCCUCUGUAUGAUGUGACAUGAUGAUGCCACUAUAUGACAUGAUGAUGCCACUAUAUGACAUGAUGAUACCACUGUAUGACAUGAUGAUGUGAUGUAUUCAAUUUUUAAUUGAAAAUGCUGGCGCUGUGGUUGUACGGGGCUAUGUGAAAAUUGACUUUUGCGGGACCAUUGAAGUUACCCCGUUGGGUAAGCAGGCUGGGGUUUUCAUUGUAGUAUUUGUAGCUACUGCAAUAAAAGUACAUUUUAUAGAUAGUCCAAUUUGAGUAAGCCUGCAGACAUUAAGGAUAUGAUAUUAAGACACACAGUGGCAUAGGAAAAAAGGGGGGGGGUCAUUCCCUCUUUUCUAUCUUAUAUUGAAGGGCAGAAAAAGGCUCAACCCACCCUGGAUGACCCUAACUACACAACUUAAGAUAUGCUAUUGUCAUACUGGGUCUUACUUGUCAUAAUGAUGGGACCCGUCAUACUGGGUCUUACUUGUCAUAAUGAUUGGACCCGUCAUGCUGGGUCUUACUUGUCAUAAUGAUGGGACCCGUCAUACCGGGUCUUACUUGUCAUAAUGAUGGGACCCGUCAUACUGGAUAAUGGGACUUACUUGUCAUAAUGAUGGGACCCGUUAUUCCGGGACUUACUUGUCAUGAGGAUGGGACCCGUCAUACUGGGAAUUACUUGUCAUAAUGAUGGGACCCGUCAUAAUGGAUAAUGGGACUUACUUGUCAUAAUGAUGGGACCCGUCAUUCCGGGACUUACUUGUCAUGAGGAUGGGACCCUUCAUACUUGGACUUACUUGUCAUAAUGAUGGGACCCUUCAUACUGGGACUUACUUUUCAUAAUGAUGGGACCCUUCAUACUGGGACUUACUUGUCAUAAUGAUGGGACCCGCCAUAAUGGGACUUACUUGCCAUAAUGAUGGGACCCGUCAUACUGGGACUUACUUGCCAUAAUGAUGGGACCCUUCAUACUGGGACUUGUCAUAAUGAUGGGUCCCUUCAUACUGAGACUUACUUGUCAUAAUGAUGGGACCUGUCAUACCGGGAAUAUGUUUACUCGCUUAGUUUCAAAAUCUGUAACAUUUGAAUUGUUUGAAGCGAAAUUACGUUAGGCGUGAGGGGCGAAGGUGACUUUUGAUAGGGGGUGGGGUCCCACCUUAGCCAUCCUUUGAGGACUCAUAGAAUUUUGGUCACUACGAAAAAUUUCUUGACGUCAGCAGGAGGAUCCAGACCCCGGUACUCCCCGACCAGACCCGCCCCUGGCUAAGGGACUCGGUUUUCUUACUGUAUUAUUGGUCAAAAAAAGAAUUCCGGCAAUGCACCACUUAGAUCCAUCAUCUCAAUAAUGGGAAGAUAGAAUACUUAUUAAUAGAAAUGGGGAGAAAUGGCGUCCAUUGGUGUAUUUUUACCGUAGUGUAAUACUCGGGCAAAAGAGCGAAAAAAUCAUUAAAAAAUUAAGACGGCCAAAUUUGUAAAAAGAAUUGGUGUCAACAUGAAAGAGGGGGUGUCAUGGAAAUAUGUAGCGUUCUGUUGUAUUAGUUUCCAAUGAUAUAUUCCAAGCUCUAUAUGGUCAGCAAAGAUCUACUUGCUGACAAAGCAGACAAAGCAAAUAUAUACUUGCUGACAAAGCAGACAAAGCAAAGAUCUACUUGCUGACAAAGCAUAGAAAGUAAAUAUUUGCAUAGUCUAAAAACAUUACUCUUUAAAAAUCGAAAUGCAUUUUCAGGCCUGGGAUAUUUGACAAAUAAUUUACAUAAUGAAGUGGUUAUAGGGACCCGAGUCCCUUUAGCCAAAAUCGCUAUUCGCAGCCUUCACAUAAUUAUCAAGUGGGCUGAGUCCUUCAGAAGCGCGUGGGAAUGGUGUGCCUGUAUGUUUAUAUGUGUUUAUUUCGUUGGGGGGGGGGGGGUUUGGGGAAGUUCCCAUUUUUUUUUUUGGGGGGGGUGGUCUUGGGUAAGUUCCAAUUUUUAUUUUCACCUUGACUUUAUCCCUGAUUCUAAUCCAGUCUUCAUUUGACAGAAAGUUUGAUCAGCCAUUUUGAGAUAAAUAUGGACUACAUGCCUAACCCCGGAAGCUCUAAUCAAAAUGCACCCAGUGCUUGGCCGCUACCCAGCAUGUGGACUUUCCUGGAUGUCCAUAGAUACAUAUGUGAUAUAGGAUACUCAAAAUAUGCUAAUUGCUUUAGCAGGAAUGCUAUAAAUGGAGCUCGCUUAGGUGAUCUAAGCGUCUAUGACUUACAAAGGUAAUAUAAAGGUCUCACAAAGGUCAUUCAUAAAGAACAUUCAUGAUUUAAAAUUUGCCUGAAGUGAAUCAAACAUUCAUGAUUUAAAAUUUGCCUGAAGUGAAUCAAACAUUCAUUAGAUUCAUAACAAGGUUUCCAAAAACUGACCUCAUAGGCUCAGCGCACACCGGCCCUCCCCCCCCCCCCAAAUAUGCCAAGUAAAAGAUAAACAUUUGUGUACAAGUAUCAGGGUUAACUGACCUCAUAGGCUCAGUGCACACCGGCCCUAAUUUAAAAAUUGCCUGAAGUGAAUCAAAAAUUCAUUAGAUUCAUAACAAGGUUUCCAAAAACUGACCUCAUAGGCUCAGCGCCCACCGGCCCCCCCCCCCCCCCCAAAUAUGCCAAGUAAAAGAUAAACAUUUGUGUACAAGUAUCAGGGUUAACUGACCUCAUAGGCUCAGUGCACACCGGCCCUCCCCCAAGUAUGCCAAGUAAAAGAUAAACAUUUGUGUACAAGUAUCAGGGAUAACUGACCUCAUAGGCUCAGUGCACACCGGCCCUCCCCUAAAUAUGCCAAGUAAAAGAUAAACAUUUGUGUACAAGUAUCAGGGUUAACUGACCUCAUAGGCUCAGUGCACACCGGCCCUCCCCCAAAUAUGCAAAGUAAAAUAUAAACAUUUGUGUACAAGUAUCAGGGUUUCUUAAUGGCCAUUUAAUGAAUGAAAUUUACACAAGAUAUGUCCUUUUAUUUAAACUACAUUCGCCUUGUCGUAUUGCUUGCCGACUUGCUGACUUGCUGGGUGGUUGGCAUUUUCAGAUCAGAGUCUGAAAUGAUUCUUUCAUGAGCAAUGACCUCUGAAAAUCUCUUCCAGAAGGGGAAAAUGAAAUGUAGUUAAAAGACUUGUUUAGAUGUUCUUAGCCUUCAAUUAUGUUUACUUUUAUGGUAGCCUUCAAUCAUGUUUACUUUUAUGGUAGCCUUCAAUCAUGUUUACUGUUAUGGUAGCCUUCAACCAUAUUUAUUGUUAUAGGUUUGGUGUGAAGAGCAUAGCAGACGCCAUCCGCCUUCAUGCUAUCAUCACUAAAACAUGUAACAUCAAGUUGUACAACUUUGAAGGCAUGGACGAGCCCCCCAAUGUGUCCUAUCGAGGAGCAGGGUAAGGGGAACCACUCUGCUCUCAGUUUACUUUGUUAGUUUCACCCCCUUCCAUAAACUAUGAUCCAUUACUGUCAUUUCUUUGGCUUUGGUGCAACGUCAAAUGUGCCUGGGACUAAACGACCCUGACUAUUCAGCAGGCAACGUCAAAUCUGCCUGGGACUAAACGACCCUGACUGUUCAGCAGGCAACGUCAAAUAUGCCUGGGACUAAACGACCCUGACUAUUCAGCAGGCAACGUCAAAUGUGCCUGGGACUAAACGACUCUGACUAUUCAGCAGGCAACGUCAAAUGUGCCUGGGACUAAACAACCCUGACUAUUCAGCAGGCAACGUCAAAUGUGCCUGGGACUAAACGACUCUGACUAUUCAGCAGGCAACGUCAAAUGUGCCUGGGACUAAACGACUCUGACUAUUCAGCAGGCAACGUCAAAUGUGCCUGGGACUAAACGACUCUGACUAUUCAGCAGGCAACGUCAAAUGUGCCUGGGACUAAACGACUCUGACUAUUCAGCAGGCAACGUCAAAUGUGCCUGGGACUAAACGACUCUGACUAUUCAGCAAGCAACGUCAAAUGUGCCUGGGACUAAACGACCCUGACUAUUCAGCAGGCAACGUCAAAUGUGCCUAGGACUAAACGACUCUGACUAUUCAGCAGGCAACGUCAAAUGUGCCUGGGACUAAACGACUCUGACUAUUCAGCAGGCAACGUCAAAUGUGCCUGGGACUAAACGACACUGACUAUUCAGCAGGCAACGUCAAAUGUGCCUGGGACUAAACGACUCUGACUAUUCAGCAGGCAACGUCAAAUGUGCCUGGGACUAAACGACUCUGACUAUUCAGCAAGCAACGUCAAAUGUGCCUGGGACUAAACGACCCUGACUAUUCAGCAGGCAACGUCAAAUGUGCCUGGGACUAAACGACUCUGACUAUUCAGCAAGCAACGUCAAAUGUGCCUGGGACUAAACGACUCUGACUAUUCAGCAGGCUGGGGUAUACAUUCAUAGAUACUGCAACAAAAUGAUAUUUUAUAUUUAAAUAUGGCCUAUUUGAGUAGGCCUACAUUACCUUCAGUGGUGACCGGGUAAAAGUAUUGAGUAAUAUAAUUUUCAUUUUGAAAAAUGGCGAUUUUGGCUCUUUGAAGAUAGGACCCAGGGACGCAACGGUCAAUGCAUCUGACUCAAUGCCAGAUAUAUGAGACUUGUUGUCUACACUACAGUACAAGCUGAACACUUGAGCGGGUUGAAGAUGUCCUACAAAAUGACCAGUUUGAUACGUUGAGUCAUCCAAGCGGACUAAAGGCAGUAUCUCAAAGUCUGUGGAAUUGUGACUGGGUUUGCUAAGAGUUCAUGAAAUGUAGUUAUAUUAAGAAAUAAAGACGUCCAUAAAGUACAAGGGGCCGUCCAUAAAGUACGUCACGCCCCAGGGGGGGGGUGAAAGAAAGUGUGACCGGGGGAGGGGGGGUCAGGCCAUGUGUGACGUCACACAUUUAUUUUUUUUUUAAUUUUUACUUCUAAUUUAUUUUUUAUUUUUUUAGUGGUAUUUAUUAGCUUUAAAAAAAAAAUUCAAAAAUUGUGUGUAUCAUUUGAAUUAGUUUUAUGUCAACUAGCAUGAAAUGCGUAUCUCCUGAAUGUGUUGUUCACGAUUCCUUUCGCUAGGAGCGCUAGUAUGUUGUUGCGAAGCCUUGUUUCAUGUACAGCCUUGCUUUCGUCAUGCCUGAAGUAGUAUUAUUUCUAUGUUGUCCGCUGCAUAAUUCUGUCACUGUCCUUUUUAUUAUUUAAUCAUUUGGUGAGGUAAAGUUUCUCUAAUAUACUUCUUAACCUGUGUAAAAAGAUUGAUGAAUUCAUAAUCAGAAGAUUAUCUGAAACUUGACCUCACCUAUUGUAAAUGAAAAAGCAGCAGAUAAAUGAUGUGUAUUAUAUAAUUGUAUAGUCUAAUUUUUGCAAUUUUUGUUUUCAAAUUCAAUCUAGAUUGAGUUACUGCUUCAAUGAAUAACCGUGACAACUGUUGACAAUUAACUAUUCUACUAUUAAAGUCAUUUUAAACAUGUGAUAGUGGAAAUUAAUUGGAAAUUUUAUAUUUUAAUACAGUUUAAUAGUGAAGUGUGUUUUAGAUUAAAUUUCAAUUAGGUGUUAAUUUUUUUUUAAAUUUUGUUCGAAAGUGUGACGUACUUUAGGGGGGGGGGGUCAGAGAUUUGUGACAGUUUGUGACAGGGGGGGGGGGGUAAAAUGGUAAAAAAUAGCGUGACGUACUUUAUGGACGGCCCCCAAGGACUACCAUUGGUCACUGUGAACUCUACCCUGGACAGACGCAACAGUCAUUGUAUUGAUUUUUUAAAAGUAUUGCUUUAAUUUUUUUUUUCAAUUUUAAGACACGGGAUGGAAGUAAAUCUAUAUAAUGUGAUUUUUUAAAUAGUUGGAAAUCCUUACAUUAUGUUGUUGUUAUUUUUUAAAAAAUAAAUACAUUUAAAUAAAUGGAAUUCAUUUUUCUACAACAGAAAUUCAAACAUUCUUCCAGUCUUGCCAGUUUGCCACGACAAGCUUAAGCUUCCGACCAUACCCGGCCGCCACUGCAUCAUGAACCCACGUGACAUGUGUCUGCCCUAUCGUGAUGCAGGCGACCGCUGCUAUCGUUACAACCUGCCCGUCCAGUCCUACCAUGACCACUGCAUGGUAAUAGGGAGAACAGACGUGUGGCAGUUGUACAACUCACUGUUUUAAAGUUUUCUUAGCCAACUGUAAUAAUGAUCACAGUAAAUAAGUAAAUACGUGUGAAUAAAAGAAUU